CAAUAAUAUCGCAGUAGUGGUUUUUAAAUUCGUUUUCGAACAGACGACGGUUUCAGACGGCUUCUGGCAGUGGGGUUUCUCGCCCGAUUGCCUGUGUGCGAUUUGUUGUUGUAGAAUCUUUAGUUGUCAGAGACUGUAUUUAUGUAUGAUUCUUUUAUCAGCGCAGCAACUAGCGCCACGACGAGGAUGACCGCAACACGUAAUGUUUUCAGGAGUCCUCUCGCCGCCCUGGCCUGGGUUUGCCUGUUCUCCAGUAGCGUGCGCGGUUUGGCAGGAGGUAACGCAAUUAUUCUCAGUGUUGGAAACCAUACUGAUGCAUGAUGUGUUGAGGACUAAGUAGCGCAAGAGCGCGAGCUCGAGAAAUGUCAAGAUCGCGCACGUUUUUUUACUUCCGGCCAGCACUUAUUGUUCGUUUUCUAGAACACUUAUUGUUUUCAACAAACAAAUAACAAAUCAACUACCCAUUUAGAUCCGACAACAAAACCCGAGAUCGAGGCAGACUUGCAGCGUUCGCCACCGUCGACGCAGGAGCAGGUUUCCAGAACAGACAUCCGGGUUGCGACUUCUCCUGCAAGUUCGUCUGAUUCUUCAACAAACAGCCACCCAGCGCAACCAGUCGAACAGCAACAAGAAGACCAAGAUGCUGGAACACCACCACCAGCAUUACCCGGUCAACAGCAACCGCCGCCGAAGCGAGGGAAGAUACUGCGCCGAGAAAGCAACGCUGCAACGGCAGAUGUUGUCGUCGUAGCACCAGCUGCGGUAGCAGCUCCAGCUCGUGUGAGCUACUCGGCAAUCGCGGAGAUCGACCCGAAUUCGGAACUUGUUUCGUCGUCCACGUCUGUCGUCCAGGUGCGGGCAGCUGGUGGCACCGGUGAACCCGGAGCGAUUGCGGCGCCAGGGGCUGCGGCGGCGGGCGGCGCCGGAGCAACAGCCGGCGGGGAGGACGUCCUCCGGCAGAAGUUUGACAAGUACGACAACGACAAAUCGGGACACCUGGACGCGGAAGAGUUUAAGAAGUUACUGGUGGAGACGUCAGGAGAUUACUUUCGCGUGAUCGACAAGGACGGUAGCGGGGAAAUCGACUACGAUGAGUUCAACCACUGGCACACGCAGGUUGGCUAUCAAAUGCAAAUAUGUCUGGGUCUGGAAGAUUGCAACUUGUCACGCUAAAUCCGAAUCAUGCAAAAAUCUGUGUUGCGUGAGCGGUAAAAGCUGUCCACUUUCGGGGCCAAGUUGGAACUAGGUAGUUUCUGAUGCAGGAUAGGCAUCACAAAGACCUCACAGAGUCUGUCAUGCCAGGUCCAGCAUUCCAGACCUCAUGGGUCAACAUGGAAAACGUGCGUGACAAGUUUACAGGCUUGUUCCAGACCCAGACAGAUUUGCAGUUGAUAUUGGCCACCAGGAGCAGAAACUGAAAGAGAACUUUGCGAAGUUCGAUGCCAACAAAUCCGAGCGGAUUGACAUAAAGGAAUUCACGUCGCUUAUCAACAGGAAAAAUCCCCCCUCCCCAUAUCAAAACGAAAUUUCUGAUGCUGGAUUUGCGUACACAGAUCAAAUUUGUGCUGCAGUUGAGGACUGCAGGCCUAUAUCAUGCAACUGUAGAGAGGUUUUAGUCUAGGCACUUAGCAUGAAGGACGUCUAUGCUGUAGGCCCAACAGCAUUACAAACCGCCUGCAUAAUCGGGCGGAGCCCAAAGCAUUGCUUUCUUGCAAGACAGACGCGAUUUGUGGUCACAAAUCAGCUUCGCAAAUUCUCUGAGGCGUGCCUUUUCAAUAUGGGGAGGGGGGAUUUUCCCUUACGAUAUCGCUGCUCGCGGCGACCUCGGACGAUUACUUUGAUACCAUUGAUUAUCGGAAGAAAAAACUGUUUCACUGUAAACUUGUAAUGCAGAAAACGCAUCUGAGAAGUGGUUGUCUUGCUACACAUGCAAGACGCUAGAUUUUCCGCUGUGUUUUCCCUCAGGAGUCUCGCGUGGCAAAUUUUCUCUGUGAUGUAGCACAAACUUGUGAUGCAAAACUUGCAAAAUCCUUACAGUGAAGCACUUUUUUCGUGCGAUAUUGACGCCGACAAAAGCAAGCAAAUCGACUACAAGGAAUUCGAGGACUGGCACCGGCGCGCCGGUUUCGGGGCGGCCCAGGAGAAGGCGGAUCUGAAGGCGAAGUUCGACAAGUACGACGAGGACAAGACGGGGCACCUGGAUAUCCUGUGUAAUAAAAACGUCCCCACCCCAGAGUUGUCAUGCAAACCUGCAUGCUGAAAUUGUUGCUGAUGCGGAGACCCAUGAGAAGCAGUUUCUACUCGUGUUUUGGGAUUUGUGAUGCUAGAAUCCGCAUGAUAGGCUAGAUCUGCGAUGCUGCUGAACAAGCUAAACAGGUUAUUACACUGCAGCGAGGACAAACGUGUCAUACAGUCUGUUUAUGUCAUGCGCAACGGCAAAAGCUGACAGAUUUGUCUAGCAGAUUUCCCAGGACGAGAUUUCCCAGCUUGCUUCUGGUGCGGGGACGUUUUACUCAGGAUACUGGACAAGGCCGAAUGGAAGAAGUUGCUGGUCGAAACCUCACACGACUACCUCAACGUGAUCGACAAGGACCACAGCGGGCACAUCGACUUCGAGGAGUUUGAGAGUUGGCACAAAGCCGCCGGUAUGCAUUGCAAAUAUGUCUGGGUUUGGGAGGACGCGAACUUGUCAUGCUAAGUCUGGAUCGUGCAAAAAUUUGUGUUGCAUGACUACCGAAAGCUGUCCACUUUUGGACAAGUUUAGAGGCAGUUUGUCAUGCAGGUUAGGCAUCAUAGAGACGUCGAAGAACCUGUCAUGCUAGGUCCUGCAUUCCAAACCUCAUGGGGCAUAGAAAAUAUGCAUGAGAAGUUUGUAUUCUUGCAGACCCAGACAUAUUUGCAUUCGAUAGCCGGAGUGGACGAACAGGGCGGGGCGGCGGAGUUGAAGCAAAAAUUUGACCAGUUUGACGCGGACAAGUCGAACCACAUGGACAAGGAGGAGUUCAAGAAGCUGGCCGAGAUACGCAUUGCAAAUGUGUCUGGGUCUGGAACAUUGUAACAAUAAACUUGUGAUGCGUACUGCUAUAGAUCACACAAAAACUUGUCUUGCGCGGAUAGCACAAGCUUCUCCUACUUUUUGGCCAUGGUGAAACGGUAACAUUUAUUCCUCGUGCGGGUGGAUAUGCAUCGCAAAGCGGAUCUUCCAAGUAGAGGACCCGUGACGCUAGUAUCACUUACAUGUCAGUCCUCGGGGGGCAUUCAAAAUCUGCAUGGGAAAAAACUCCUGCGCUCAUCCAGACCCAGUUAUGUUUGCACUCGAUACGAGGCCACGUCCGACGACUACUUCAAGUUGAUGGACAAGGACAACAGUGGGCACAUCGAUUUUGAUAUCAAAUGCAAAUAAUAUCCCUCGAUGUCUGGAAAGACUCAGCGAAUUUGUGUUGCUGAGUCUUGCAUGAAAGGGCGAUGCUCUGUACGGUCUACUUGACGCAUCACAAAUAUUUUUCGCGUGGUAUUGCGAGUGCGUGGUAGUAUGCUUUGCACGACCAACAAAGUUUCACAGCAUGACACAAAAACUGGCCAUUCGUAUUCCUGCAUUUGAUAUUCUAUGCUGUCCUUGAAAUUUUCCAUCACAAAUCCAGACCCAGACAUAUUUGCAAUGCAUAUUUGAAGAGUUCGACGAGUGGCACAAGAAGGUGGGAUUCACCGUGUCCGAAGAGAGCGAGCAGUGGUACCACAAGUUGCCGCACUGGUCCUUCCUGAUGGCCGGGGCGGUUGCCGCCGUGGCUGCGCUCGUGGUGCUGGUGAAGAUGGAAGCGGGGGACGGGGGUGGGGCGGCUGGGCGCGAGGGAAUGGGAAGCCAGCCCGACCCCGAUGUCGUCGGGGAAGUGUAA
Molecule: messenger RNA, 3893 nt
Organism: Amoebophrya sp. A120
Lineage: Eukaryota; Dinophyceae; Syndiniales; Amoebophryaceae
Source: the annotation of a GenBank genome assembly